AUGUUCAAAGGUGAAGAAGAAAUCCGACAGUUAAAAGAACAUCCCAGAGAUGUGAACAUUACAAUUGGUGAACACCUGCAAUUAAAAUGUGAAUCAGAUGAUAGAAAUAAAUCACAAAUAACCUGGUACCAUAACAAUAAUUUAAUUGAUGGACUUAGGAAUAAACUAUUAACAAUACAAGACAAUCACACACUGAGGUCCCAAUCAUCUAACAAGCCUAACCAUUACAAACAACUUUCUGGAGUUUAUUACUGCAUUGCUACCAAUCCAGAAACUAAAUCCAUUUUUGUAAGUAGGAAUGCAACAGUGAAAUUUAUAAGCCAGAAAAUCCUUGAGCCUCCAAGAUCGACAGAUGUUUCACUAGGCUGGACGGUCAUGUUGAACUGUCGACCUCAACAAGUUGAUGCAACAAUCACCUGGAUGAAAGAUGACGUGAAGUUGAAUGAGUCCAACAAAAUUUUGCUCUUCAGAAAUGGUUCAAUCAUCAUUAAAGAUAUAAGGAAAGAUGAUAUUGGCACUUACUCUUGUGUCAUCAACAUUAACAAUGCUCAAAAAAUUACUUUUGAAUCUAAACUCAUUUUGAAAGAGGGACCAAAAAUUUUGCUUGGUCCCGACAGCUUGCAGUUGAAGCAGGGAUCCGAUGCUCGUUUUUCUUGUCAGGUCAUUGGAGAUCCAGAACCAGUCAUUGAGUGGUCCAAAGUUCCUGGAAUCAUGCCAAAGACCAGACUCAGCAUACUGGAGGACAAGAGUUUGGUAUUGAAGCAGUUGAAGCCUUCUGACGAAGGAAUCUACACAUGCAAGGCCAGCAAUCAGUUUGGAGUUGCAAUGGCUGAAGCUAACUUGACAGUCUUCAGUUAG
Messenger RNA from Helobdella robusta, 858 nucleotides. RefSeq lists its product as hypothetical. The coding region runs from base 1 to 858 and encodes 285 amino acids. Gene Ontology annotation, biological process: dendrite self-avoidance; axon guidance; homophilic cell-cell adhesion. The record is from RefSeq and is a predicted model, not a curated record. Gene Ontology annotation, molecular function: cell-cell adhesion mediator activity. The transcript is spliced from 4 exons. Gene Ontology annotation, cellular component: plasma membrane; axon. Lineage: Eukaryota; Metazoa; Annelida; Clitellata; Rhynchobdellida; Glossiphoniidae.